Phacochoerus africanus (Common warthog) is the source of this 3254-nucleotide messenger RNA. It is a transcript of the gene REEP1, whose product is annotated as receptor accessory protein 1. The record is from RefSeq and is a predicted model, not a curated record. The transcript is spliced from 12 exons. NCBI's taxonomy places the organism in Eukaryota, Metazoa, Chordata, Mammalia, Artiodactyla, Suidae. The coding region runs from base 79 to 1302 and encodes 407 amino acids. Gene Ontology annotation, cellular component: endoplasmic reticulum membrane; endoplasmic reticulum tubular network; cytoplasmic microtubule. Gene Ontology annotation, molecular function: microtubule binding. Gene Ontology annotation, biological process: endoplasmic reticulum tubular network organization.
GUGCGCUGACGGACGUGCCCGAAGCGCCGCAGCCGCCCGCAGCCGAGCCGGGCCGCGCCCGCCCGCUCGCCCCCCGCCAUGGUGGCAUGGAUCAUCUCCAGGCUGGUGGUGCUGAUAUUUGGCACCCUUUACCCUGCGUAUUAUUCCUAUAAGGCCGUGAAAUCAAAGGACAUUAAAGAAUAUGUCAAAUGGAUGAUGUACUGGAUUAUAUUUGCACUUUUCACCACAGCAGAGACAUUCACCGACAUCUUCCUUUGUUGGUUUCCAUUCUAUUAUGAACUAAAAAUAGCAUUUGUAGCCUGGUUGCUGUCUCCUUACACAAAAGGCUCCAGCCUCCUCUACAGGAAGUUUGUACAUCCCACGCUGUCUUCAAAAGAAAAGGAAAUCGAUGAUUGCCUGGUCCAAGCAAAAGACCGAAGUUACGACGCCCUUGUGCACUUCGGGAAGCGAGGCUUGAAUGUGGCCGCCACGGCGGCAGUGAUGGCUGCUUCCAAGGUGGCUCGACUCUUUCCUUUUGUCUCCUCUUUGGACCUCAGAGAAGGGCAGGUAACCCCGUGGAGAGGUGUGACUAACUCCAAACUGAUCCAGUCGGGGAGAGAGGCCAGCAGCUGCCUCUGCCCACCAGCCGCAGGCGGUCUGGAUCCGAGCCCGGUGUGUCUCCUGCCGACACCCGUGUGUGGACAGGGUGCCUUAUCGGAGAGACUCCGGAGCUUCAGCAUGCAGGACCUCAGCACCAUCAGGGGAGACGGCACCCCAGCUCCCUCAGGUCCCCCCGCACCGGGGCCUGGGCGGGCCAGCGGCAAACACAGCCAGCCCAAGAUGUCCCGGAGUGCUUCUGAGAGCGCUGGCAGCUCAGUGUGUUCCUGCUGCUCCGUCUGCAGGACCCGGAAAGUGGUUGAGGGAGAUGUGAAUGAGGGUGGUGUGAAGGCCUGGGAGCCCCACCAGGUCCACAACCCCUUGGCGUUUUCUGACGAGGAGGAGGAAGACCUGCUGGAUUUCAUGUACAAGUUUAAGGAACCUCGAAAGACGGAGUUCCCCGUGGAGGCACCGCCUAGAAUCCUUCGAUCUCGCUUCAGGAAGAAAAGUACCUCAUCCUCGGCCACUGAAACCACGGUGAUGGUCCAUUCGCUUCAGCCAGUCAGUCAGUAUACCAGAGACGUUCAGAAUGAAGAGAGACAAUAUUUUAGUGACAGAGUAUCCAGGGCUCUGACUGGUUUCCCCAGGGAGAGGAGCCUAUCGUCGGAGCGCCCUGUUUUAGAGAAAGCUAAGCGAAACCCAACCGAUCCACUCAAACACACCUAGAACUGCGCUUUGUUGCAGAUAGGCCGUGAAGUGAUUCUGAGACAUCUGGGGAACGAUCCACAUGCUGGGUUCUCGAAAGGUCCCUAGAGGUUGAGCUCUUCACGGACGUGGCCUGCUGCUCCACGGGGCAGCUGUGGCUCGCACCCCCUGUUCCCUACCUGGCUUGUGCAGAAUGUGGACGAGAAAGAAGUGGUAUGCUCGUGGGCACUCCGAUUUUACCCAAGUCUGGAUCACUUAGUUAGAGAACAAGUAUCUUCUUAGUAUCUGAGGAGACUCCCUUCUUAGGUUGAGAAUUUUAUGUGGAAAGAAGAAUCUGGCUUCAAUAGCAUUUUGGUCUGAGGCAGCUGCUCUCCGCUGGGAGAGCUGAGCCUAAACGUAGGACUCGUAUACUUGUGCUUAGAGUUGGUGUUUCCGUUCAGUGUGAUGCAUGCCGUGGCCACAACCCAGUUACUUAUAAUCCGUGGAUUGUCUUUGUUCAUAGAUAAGCCCCGAACACGAGAGAAUUAGUGUUAUGUACCACAGAGAACUUCCCCUCAAUCAGCUGUGGACAGGCCCAGUUAAAGACUGUUCCCUGACUGAGCUACGUGAACGUACAUCAGUUUUUGCUGAUGACACACUGGCUGGAUCUUUGCCGCCUCGGAAAGGGUUUUACUUGAUUGUUACCAGAUAUGCGUAUUUAAAUCCCUUCUCCCCACGAUGCCUCUGAAGGUGACUUUGUAAUUUACAAAAGGAUUUAGGGAAAUAAACCUAAAGGCAAAUUUGCAGUUCAGAGGGCAAAUAGAGGCUGCCUAUUCAUUGUCUGUGUCCCCCACUCACCAAUACCUAACCUGCCCCCACAUCCCUGACCCAGGGAGGACAGAAACCUUGUUUUCUUCAAGCUCACUGAAUAGUUUCAGACAGAGGGAAAAUAUAUGCUUUAAAAUGUAUUUACUUGUUACUGGGAGUACCCAGAAUUAUCAGAAACAAAUGCAAAAAAAGCUUAACUUAAGCAGCUUUUUAAUAACCUUUUUUUUUCUUUUUGCCAAAAUAAUCAAUGCCUUUAGCAGCAGAGAUUCAAAUCCUAUUGUGAACAAGCUAUAUUUUCACCAUUUUACAAUGGAGACUCUUCACAAGUACGGGCUAUUAAGUUUGCACUCAACUAUGCCAAAAACAAGCUCAAAGCACUCUACUCUCAGACGCGCUGUAUUACGUCUCACUUAAGAUUUAAAAAUAUAAAGGUAUCCAAACUGCUGUCUUAAUGUAACUAUUUCUCCUUCCAGUGUUGGUUAGGGAGUUCAGUUUUCUCUCUUAAAAACACUCACUGUACAACUGAGAGCAGCUGUCAUUAUUUCUGGCAAAACGUGUUUACUUAUGCAACAAGCUGUGUAUUUGUGUGUGGACGGACGUAAAAUGUGAAUGCCUCGAAGUGUACAUGUAGUGGCGUGGCGUUCUGUCUAGAGGAUCAGACUGAAUGUUUUAAAUUUGCCCGUUUACGGACACAGGCUGUUUACAAACUGCUGGCUGGAAAGUCUAAUUUUCACGUGGCCACUUUCAGUUCUUCGCCGUUGAGCACCCGUCCUGCGUCGGAGGCGAUGAGAUGUGGAGGUGGACUUAGAAACUGGAGAGUUAGGCAUACUCCCUCCUGGCUGUGUGAAUAGCUUGCUCACUUCACUGGCCUCUGAAACGUGUGUUCUCUGUAGUAAACUGUCCAUGUGUUCGUGAUAACAGUGCUUGUCAACCACGACCAGCCUCGAGUUCCUUCCCAGUUGUACGUCCUGGACCGUGACUGUGCCUGUUUCCCCUUUGUUUAUUUCUGUAAUCCCUAUAGAACGACCUGUAAUAAAAUAGUAUACUGGUCUGUGCAUUAAAGGGUUGGUUGUAAAGUUACAGUAUUCCAAAGGUUGAAGUUCUGCUGUUUUGUUACAAUGCCUGAUAUAUAUCUUGAAUAAAGUCUUAACAUUUUUCUUUUAAAA